Molecule: messenger RNA, 2328 nt
Organism: Suillus clintonianus
Lineage: Eukaryota; Fungi; Basidiomycota; Agaricomycetes; Boletales; Suillaceae
Product: clasp N terminal-domain-containing protein
Exons: 3
Coding region: 65-2209 (714 amino acids)
Biological process (GO): mitotic spindle assembly
Cellular component (GO): spindle microtubule; microtubule organizing center; mitotic spindle
Molecular function (GO): microtubule binding
Source: RefSeq, a predicted model, not a curated record
GCAUGAUUUGAACUUGUUCGUCGCUUCGUUUUCUAACCACUUACACAUUAUAACGUCCUGAUACAUGUCCAAGAGAAAGUGUAGCUCUCCAGCAAUUCUAAACGCAGAACUUGAAGCUGUCCGCGGGAAAGUCUCCCUUGAAGAGACAGAAGAGUCGUGGGACAAGAUCGAGCAGGGCAUUGUGCAACUCACCCAAUGUUGCAAUAAUGGCGGAUGCGACUUCGCCACGGAAAUGGUCGCCGGAAUACGCUCGCUUUCCAGACCAAUCAACCAUGCUAUGAAUUCGGAACGCAGUAGACUGUCGGGUUCUACCAUAGAACUUGUGAAUGCUCUAUUAGCGGGGUUAGGCCCCUCUUUUGAGCCCCUCGUCUCACUAUUUAUGCCAACUCUUCUCGGGCUUUGUGGCCGGACCAACAAGGUAUUCACCAGCCGGGCGAAGGCGUGCAUUCUCGCUGUGAUUGAAAAUACCCAAUUGCCUUCCAUUCUGCCGUAUCUUGCGGAGUCUUUAAAUCAAAAGUCAGCUUUUCUGCGUUCAGUGGCUGCAGAGGGCGUCCUCGCUUGCUUGAACUGCUUCAAUCCUCCUGAUAUUGAGAAAGAUACUCGUGCCCGUCUUAUCGAGGACGUCAUCAAGUUGACUGCCCGUGAUGCGAGCGCAGACGUCAGAAGAGCAGGAAAAAUGAUCUUUGAGGCAUAUAAAGCUCUUUUACCUGAUCGCGUGGAGAGUUUCAUUGCGCCCUUAACCCCUGUCAUCAAGAAGUACUUAGAUGUGCAAGGCACGGUUGCUUCGCGGUUGACUUCACAAGCACACUCUCGUGGUCCUGCACCGACAGGAAGAGUGACAUCAAGGCCGAUCGGGUCCCUCCAGGCUCAGAAGACGAGUUCUCAUUCUAGAACUACAUCCACACAGUCCGCUACUGUCGUUGGUGUUUCUGGAAAACAUGCAGAGAGACCAACACGUCCUCCUAGCUCUGAGCCCCCACAAGAGGUACCUGCCGCAAGGCUGCGUGUUGUGUCAAAUCGAGCGACCUCUAGUAGUGCAAUUGCAGGGCCAUCGGUGAGGGAAAUGUCUCGCCAAGGGGCACUCCGUCCCCCUCCGGAAACAGGCCCGUCGACCAUGCAGAGCACAAAUCGACGAGAAGACAUUCCACGUCCUCCAUUUCCCACCACGCAGGGCCCUCAGCGAAUAGGGACCGUGCUCAUGAAGUCGCACGACGAGAAACCUCGUGUUGUAGGAGGUGCCCGAAGAAUACUCAUUCCCGCAGCUCCCUUACCAGAAACUGAUGAUACCAUGACAACGCUUACGGUUUCAAAGAGCGGUCCUCCUUCAACCAAGCCAACUUCAGUUAGCUCACUCGCACAAACUCUCGUCUCGAAACGAGAUUCAAGGAACGACUCCGUAACCACAAUGGUUCACUCGACUGCCUUGACCCGUGCCGCACCGUCAGCGGCAACUGCUAACACCAGGCCAUCGUCCCGAACGGGACCACGGCCAAUAAUGAGGUCAGACCAUCCGACAAAAGCUACGAGCUCUCAGCUUAGCCGGUCAAGGCCACCAACCACGGAAGUCGAACAACAAACGUCGUCGCAGACUUCCCGCAAACAUGUUAUCGAAUCAAGUCGUUCCAGCCAGCAAGCUGUAGGCCAGAAAAAGCCAGUGUGGGGAGGACGGUCUUCGGGCAAAGCGUCCAAGCCCGCUGUCAAGGCCCUUUCGAUACGUCCUAAACCUGGCGUGGUGAAGAGUUCUGAUACUAGCAAACCCGUGCCGGAACAUGUACCAUUACCUCCCAGUCCCACUGUAUGUCCUACUGCAGUACCUCUGCCAUCUUCCCCAGCCUGUAGUCCCCGUCAGUCACCCCAGCUUGAGCUACCAGCGUCAGGAGAGCAAUCCGCACAAGUCACUGCCGCCGACCGACAUAUCACGGGAGAUGUUCGCCUUCCCUCCACCUUCAUUGAAACUACGCCUUCACGCAACGUUGGCUUUCAGGAGUCCCCCUCCAAAACACCUAUAACUGCCCUCCUUUCAUCUAUUCAACGUGGAUUCCUAUUUACGCCUUCAUCGCCGCUCUCACCUCCCCAAGCUUAUGUAACUCAAAUCAUUGCUCAGACAUACCGUCCGAACAGCCCGACGACUCACAAGGAUAUAGCCUGCGUCGGUGUCGUUCAGGACAGUGCGGCACGACAGGUAUUGGAGAUGAUGGAUGUCAACUAGAUCAUAUGAACUUUCGUAGUUAAUUGACUUUGGAUCAAUGAUAUAUCCAUAUACUAAAAGCACGGUGUGGAACUUUGGAAGCAUUAUCCGUAAUACAGAAGGAAAGGAACGACCGUGUC